Messenger RNA from Peronospora belbahrii, 1095 nucleotides. NCBI's taxonomy places the organism in Eukaryota, Oomycota, Peronosporomycetes, Peronosporales, Peronosporaceae. The record is from the annotation of a GenBank genome assembly.
AUGACACUUGAUAAAAAUGACAAUAGCAUUUCCAAUGUCACUGAUUCCGCUGUCAUCGUAGCGCCUUAUUUAGCUGCUGUAGCGACAUUGUGCAAGACAAAACAUGAAUUAGAGUCUUGUCUACUUUCUACAAUCUGUAAAUGUGUACCAAGUUGGCAUCAUAUUGAGCCGGAAGUCGUGGAAAUCCAACAUCUUGGGGGUGCAAUGACAAAUUUAAUAUUUGCUCUACAUAAAUCUUCUGGGAAAGAUUGUCAUGUACUUGUACGUGUGUAUGGUGAAGGAACGGAUGUUUUCUUUUCACGUAAAGAAGAGACACGUAUGUUUCAAUUAUUAAGUGAGAAACACAUUGGCAUUCAAUUACUUGGUCAAUUUGCGAAUGGGCGUGUUGAGACUUUGAUUCCUGGGAUUACCUAUACAAAUGAACGUAUGCGACAAGUGGAUGAAUCCCGUCUGAUUGCGAAACAAGUACGAGUGUUUCAUGACUUGAAUCUUGAGAUUGAUCGGCAUCCAACGUAUCUCACAAGUAUACGUAAACUUGUUGAUACCGUGGGUCGAAAAUGUCUUGAUUCAAAAUUUCAACAAUUUGUGAAUUAUCAUCAAUUGAAACAAGAUGUGGAGGAAUUAGAAAUAUUUCUAAACCAAGUCCCAUCUCGUCUUGUAUUAAGUCAUAAUGAUUUACAAUAUGGAAAUAUCAUGAAAAAUGAACAAGGACAAGCUGUAUUGAUUGAUUUUGAGUAUACAAGUUAUAAUCCACGUGGAUAUGAUGUUGGAAACCAUUUUUGUGAAUGGGCAUAUGAUUACCAUAAGACUAUUAAUCCACAUAUCGGGGAUUUUACAAAGUAUCCAACUAAAGAAGAACAGCGCAAUUUCUGUCGUGCGUACUUGGCUGGAAAAGAUGGACAUGACCAGGAUGUUAGUGACGAUGAUAUUGAAACACUGCGAUUGGAAGCUAAUACGUAUUCAUUAGCAUCUCAUUUAUUCUGGGCACUUUGGGGUUACAUUCAAGCUUCUCAAUCAAAGAUUGAUUUUGACUUUUUAGCCUACGGAAAAUGCCGUUAUGAUGCAUUCAAGUCUCGUGUGACACUGAACAAGUGA